GCACCAACAGCCCCUGCCAGCAGCCUGCAAUCGCUGGAGCUCCCGGCUCCUCCGCCUCUCCCUCCUCCUCCUUCUCCUCCUCCUCCUCCUCCUCCUCCUCCUCCUCGCUGCCCACCGGCCUGCGGCACCCCUCGGCGGCCUCCGGCCCCACCAGAGCACAGACAAUGACUUCAUGCGGAUUAUGCAUCUGAAGAAAUCACCAGCUCCCAGAUAGCCACAGGGGGAGGCAUCCAUCCAUCCAUCCAUCCCUCCAUCCAUCCCUCCAUCCCUCCAUCCAUCGCUCCAUGUGGUUGGCAGGGCAGCAGCCUCCCGCUCUCCUCCCGCUCCUCUCCUCGCACCCAUCGGCCGCCUUCUCUCCGGCAAUGGUCUCCUCCGGUCCCCCCGAGCGGCGCUGAGCGAGGCCCCGACGCAUCCCCGCUCCCACGCUUGCACCAAAGAGCGGCCCCCCCGGGCUGCCGACGCGGACCAUGAUGGACCUGAAGGUGGACGAGGAGGAGGUGGACAGCGGGCAGCCGGUGAGCAUCCAGGCCUUUGCCAGCAGCUCCACCCUGCACGGGAUCUCACACAUCUUCUCCUACGAGCGGCUGUCGCUGAAGCGCGUGGUCUGGGCUCUCUGCUUCAUGGGUUCUCUGGCUCUGCUCGCCCUUGUCUGCACCAACCGCAUCCAGUACUACUUCCUCUACCCGCACGUCACCAAGCUGGACGAGGUGGCUGCCACCAGGCUCACCUUCCCUGCUGUCACCUUCUGCAACCUCAAUGAGUUCCGCUUCAGCCGGGUGACCAAGAACGACCUGUAUCACGCUGGUGAACUCCUCGCCCUGCUCAAUAACAGAUAUGAGAUCCCGGACACGCAGACAGCUGAUGAAAAGCAGCUGGAAAUCCUGCAGGACAAGGCAAACUUCCGAAACUUCAAGCCCAAACCUUUCAAUAUGUUGGAGUUUUAUGACCGUGCCGGCCACGACAUCAGGGAGAUGCUGCUCUCCUGCUUCUUCCGUGGGGAGCAAUGCAGCCCUGAAGACUUCAAAGUGGUGUUCACACGCUAUGGCAAAUGCUACACCUUCAAUGCAGGGCAGGACGGCAAACCCCGGCUCAUCACCAUGAAGGGGGGCACUGGAAAUGGCCUGGAGAUCAUGCUGGACAUCCAGCAGGACGAGUACCUCCCUGUGUGGGGGGAAACAGAUGAGACCUCAUUUGAAGCUGGGAUCAAGGUGCAGAUCCACAGCCAGGAUGAGCCACCCUACAUCGACCAGCUGGGCUUUGGUGUGGCACCCGGCUUCCAGACCUUCGUGUCCUGCCAGGAGCAGCGGCUCAUCUACCUGCCACCUCCCUGGGGAGACUGUAAGGCCACAACGGGUGACUCGGAGUUCUACGACACUUACAGCAUCACAGCCUGCCGCAUCGACUGCGAGACCCGCUACCUGGUGGAGAACUGCAACUGCCGCAUGGUGCACAUGCCAGGCGAUGCCCCUUAUUGCACCCCAGAGCAGUACAAGGAGUGCGCAGAUCCGGCCUUAGAUUUCCUGGUGGAGAAGGACAAUGAGUAUUGUGUCUGUGAGAUGCCCUGCAACGUCACCCGCUACGGCAAAGAGCUCUCCAUGGUGAAGAUUCCCAGCAAAGCCUCUGCUAAGUACCUGGCCAAGAAGUACAACAAGUCAGAGCAAUACAUCGGGGAGAACAUCCUGGUGCUGGAUAUCUUCUUUGAAGCCUUGAACUAUGAGACGAUUGAGCAGAAGAAGGCGUAUGAGGUGGCUGGAUUGCUGGGUGACAUCGGAGGACAGAUGGGGCUGUUUAUCGGGGCCAGCAUCCUCACUGUGCUGGAGCUGUUUGACUACGCCUAUGAGGUGAUCAAGCACCGGCUGUGCCGGCGGGGCAAGUGCCGUAAGAACCACAAGAGGAACAACACGGACAAGGGCGUCGCACUGAGCAUGGAUGACGUGAAACGCCACAACCCCUGCGAGAGCCUACGGGGUCACCCGGCCGGCAUGACGUACGCAGCAAACAUCCUACCUCACCACCCAGCCCGGGGAACCUUUGAGGACUUCACCUGCUAACCGACGUCUGGAUGUACAACAACCCGAGCUACCAAAGCCCUCCGGAGCGCUGCCCUUCUCCUAGAGGAGAGACACAGCCAGGGGACCUCGCUCGAAGCCACGGCGGGACGCGGACAAGAGCGGCGGCCUCAGAUUUUGGGGCAGGCGGCCGGGCCGGGCCGUGUUGGCUCAGAGACUGGAGGAGGCUGCAGCCCAGCCGCGGAGCCACGCACAGCGGGCCGGGGCGCGGGCCUGCCCCGUCUCCUCCCCCUCGGCUCCCCUCGGCCUUUUUAACUAGAAACCCAGAAGCCAAGAAGAAGCAGCCUUCGGGCCGCAAGAGUCUCCAUCCACAGCCCUGUUCGUCUGUCCGUCCGUCCAUUGUCUCCAUGCUCAUUCUGCUCCCCAGAGCUCAGCCUGCGCCUGUUCCCAUGCCUGGCAUCAUCUCAGAGCCCCGCAGCCCCAGCAGAGCCCACUGGGCUCCACGUGCACAAAACAGAGCAGCUCCACAUCUCCAAAAUGUCUUCCUCGGCCUCCGUCCCGGGGAUGGCAGCGUUGGGCCGCUGGGGGAGCAGCAUGGAGGGCUGCGCCUUGGGGGACCACUGAGGGCCUGCAGCCUGGUCAUGGUGUGGGGUUCUGUGAUGGUGUGGGGCUCUGUCGUGGUGUGGGGCUUUGUGAUGGUGUGGGGCUCUAUCGUGGUGUAGGGCUCUGUGAUGGUGUUGGGCCCCAACAUGGUGUGAGGCCCUGUCAUGGUGUGGGGCCCCAACAUGGUGUGGGGCUCUGUGAUGGUGUGGGGCCCCAACAUGGUGUGAGGUCCUGUCAUGGUGUGGGGCGCUAUCGUGGUGUGGGGCCCCAACAUGGUGUGGGGCUCCGUGAUGGUGUGGAGCUCUGUGAUGGUGUGGGGCUCUGUGAUGGUGUGGGGCCCUAUCAUGGUUUGGGGCUCUGUGAUGGUGUUGGGCCCCAACAUGGUUUGAGGCCCCGUCAUGGUUGUAGGGCCUCAUUGCCCUGUCACAGUGUGGCCUCCCUACCCCACAGUCCCCAGGAAAUCUGGGGUUCCCCCCACGCAGCCCCCAAAAUGACCAUCCUUGGGGAGAAAACCACAGGGAAAGCUCCAGCUCCCAUUGGCACCACAUUGCCUGGGCAGCCAUAGGAGCCCCAGCAUCAACAAAGUGACAGGUUUAAGGGACACCCUACAGACCACAUGGUCCAUGGGACCGCAGGCUCCCACCCCACCAAACCCCCAACAACAGCCACCCCUGGGGGCCAUGAGCCCUGGGCACCAUCAAAGCUCACAGCCCAGGCCCCCUACCCCUUCCCAUUGCUGCCCCCUCCCAGCAGUGGGGCCAUUGGCCACCCCCAGCCCCCCGCAUCAAGCAAGAGCCCUCAUGGGGCUGAAGUGCUUCUUCUCUUUAAGAGCUUUUGCAAUAAGUCUUUUUAGUAGUUAUUCUUUCUAGACUCUCUUUUUCU
This is a messenger RNA of Coturnix japonica (Japanese quail), 3494 nucleotides long. RefSeq names its product acid sensing ion channel subunit 1 (gene ASIC1). The record is from RefSeq and is a predicted model, not a curated record. Gene Ontology annotation, cellular component: plasma membrane. Lineage: Eukaryota; Metazoa; Chordata; Aves; Galliformes; Phasianidae. Gene Ontology annotation, molecular function: pH-gated monoatomic ion channel activity; ligand-gated sodium channel activity. Gene Ontology annotation, biological process: sodium ion transmembrane transport.